AUGGCAAAUGGCCGACUAUCAACCGUUGCAAUGCGGAUGCUCCAUCGCCAGCAUUGGGCCCUGCCGAAGCAGGAAAGUAGUAUCGCUCCACAAAAUGUCUGGAGCAAUGCGGACCAAGACCCAGUUCCCCCGGAGAAGUGGACCUGGACAGGCUGGACGUUUACACAGUAUUGGCUGUCAGACUUGGUGACCGUUUCGACCUGGUCAGCAGCAAGUUCAGCGUAUGCUUCUGGCUUGUCUGCCACAGACACCGUAUUGUUGACCCUGGUUGCAGCGCUAUGCAAUGCGAUUCCAACUGUCCUUAAUGGAGUUGUGGGCGCGGACCUUCACAUUCCCUUUCCCGUGGCAAUUCGUGCGAGUUACGGGACGUAUUUUGGUUAUUUCUGCGUUGCCUCUCGUGCCGUCCUGGCCUUGUUUUGGUUUGGUAUCCAAAGCUCUUAUGGAGGCCAAUGCGUGACCCCUAUCAUAACUGCUAUCUGGCCCAGUUAUGCCAAUCUCCCCAAUCAUUUGCCAGAGUCGGCUGCUAUAACAACCCAGGGAAUGGUUUCAUACCUAAUCUAUCAUAUAAUACAAGCACCCUUCCUCUUCAUUCCUACGCAUAAGUUGCAGUAUAUGUUCAUAUUCAAGUCAAUAUUGGUCCCCCCAAUGGCGCUCGGUAUGGUUAUUUGGAUUUCUGUCAAAGCGGGAGGGGGCAGUGCUAUGUUUCACCAGCCUCCCACGGUCCAUGGUUCAGAAAGAGCAUGGCUGUGGCUGAUGAACAUGACUUCAAUAACUGGCGGAUUUUCCACCCUUGCGGUCAAUAUCUCCGAUUUUUCGCGUUUCAGCAAGAAGCCUCGCAGCACUAUUUGGCAACUUCCAAUGAUUCCUUUAUUCAAAGUCAUCACUGGCCUGUUUGGAAUAAUUGCAGCCGGGGCGUCUAAGCGUGUCUAUGGAAGUAUCUUAUGGAGUCCGCUUGAGAUUAUUGACCAGUGGCAAGGAUCUGCUGGGGGACGAGCAGCGGCCUUUUUUUGCGCGUCGCUUUGGUUACUGGCCCAGAUUUGCAACAAUAUAUCUGCCAACUCUCUUCCAUUUGCUAAUGACAUGACGACUAUGUGCCCGAAGUGGAUCAAUAUCAAGCGCGGCAUGAUUUUAUGUAUGCUUCUCGGUGGAUGGGCACUGUGUCCGUGGAUAAUUAUUGAAAACGGCGCCACUUUCCUGAGUUUUAUGGGAGCCUAUGCAAUUUUCAUGGCCCCCAUAGCGGGUAUUUUAUGCUGCGAUUACUGGCUCAUCAAGCGACGGAAGUACGACGUUCCGGCCUUAUAUGAUCCACGAGGGAUCUAUUAUUAUCGGCUUGGUACAAAUUGGCGCGCCCUUGUGUGCAACUUAGUGGUCAUUAUACCUCUUUUGCCAGGUUUGGCACAUGCGGUGACUCCUAAUAGUGUCGAUAUCAACGUGGGAUUGCAGCAUCUAUACGCCAUCAAUUAUCUAUAUGGAUUCUGUGUCUCCCUGACUCUCUAUUUCUGUCUGCAUUACUUUUGGCCCGACCGAGAUACGCUAAUUCCCUGUGCGGUUCCCGGUGUUGUGCGACCGAUUGAGGCUGUCGACUCUGACUUGGAGGCCGAUACAAGGCUGCAAGGAAGGGUAGCGCAUUUUGUAGAAAAGUCAAAAGAAUACUAG
Molecule: messenger RNA, 1656 nt
Organism: Penicillium macrosclerotiorum
Lineage: Eukaryota; Fungi; Ascomycota; Eurotiomycetes; Eurotiales; Aspergillaceae
Product: nucleobase cation symporter-1 family protein
Exons: 5
Coding region: 1-1656 (551 amino acids)
Biological process (GO): transmembrane transport; nucleobase transport
Cellular component (GO): plasma membrane
Molecular function (GO): nucleobase transmembrane transporter activity
Source: RefSeq, a predicted model, not a curated record